This is a messenger RNA of Orcinus orca (killer whale), 7635 nucleotides long. RefSeq names its product dermokine (gene DMKN). Bases 6254 to 7327 code for a protein of 357 amino acids. The transcript is spliced from 12 exons. NCBI's taxonomy places the organism in Eukaryota, Metazoa, Chordata, Mammalia, Artiodactyla, Delphinidae. Gene Ontology annotation, biological process: cornified envelope assembly. The record is from RefSeq and is a predicted model, not a curated record.
AACUGGCCUUGUUGAACAGACUGACAUUCCUGUUGUCAUAUCAGCUGAAAUGACCCGAAGGAACCGGGGGGCAGUAGGAGGAUAGAUUUCUGGAGUGCCUUAAGGGGCUGUACUGAGAUUUGUGGGUAAUACAACACACUGUACUCUCAUCAUGGCUCACUGUGCUCCCUCAGGAGGGAUUCGUGGAGGGGAGGCUUGUCUUUCCUCCUCUUGCUUCUUCACCGGAGACGCUGGGGGGUCCGAUGCACAGGAUGGGUUGAGCUGGAGAUUUCAGGCUGAUCCGAUGGGAGAGGGCCAUCACAGGGACGAGCCAUGCUUCACCAGUGCAAAAUUCAUGCUCAGCACGGGGAGGAAAUUCGUGCAGGGGAAGCCCCUCCAGGCCAGUAGUGGGGGCAGAAGCACCAGGGAAAAAGUGGCAGGAACCUUGGUGAAGCCCAAGGGGGUAACAUCCUCAUUCGGGAGUGUGGCACCAAAGGGAUGUCAAUAGUCACUUGUGUGUAUUGCGCAAUCAGGGCAUGCGCGGCUCCCUGCGCUUUGCCUGCAUGACCUCACUGAAUCCUCCCCACCACCCAGUUAGGUAAGAGGUACUGCUAUUGCCCCAUGUUAUAGAAAAUCCCAUGGAGGCUCACGCAAGUUAGGAAACAUGACUAAGGACACACAAUAAGUGGAGGGAGAAACAGCCUAAGAGCUACCGAGGAUAUUCUGAAAACGAAGAGGCCUCUCUCCUGUUUAGUAUCAGUAAGGAGGAGACUCAGUGAAUAGGAGAGAGGAAAGAGGUACAUGUGGGAGAUCCUCUCUUGGGGACGAGGGCCAAAGGCUCGGGGGGGAAGCCACUCUGAGGACAGGAGGCCUCUUUACAAGGACAGGAAUAGGGACACAGAAGGCCCGGCUCAAAGCCCGGACCAGUAAUGAUAGCAACCACUACAUACUGAGCACUUCGUAGCUUCCAGGUACUGUGUGAAGGGCUGUUCAUACUCUGUAACCAUUUAAGCCUCCCACAACCCAAAGGCAGAAGUUCCCUUAUGAUCCCCAUUGUAUGGAUGAGGAAACUGAGGCUCAGAGGGGCCAGGGCACUUGCCGGGGGCAACCCAGGAGAAAGCAGCAGGCCUGUCUAUUGCCAGAACCUGACCUUGCACAGUCGCCUGUAACGUCUCUAGAACACUUGCCAAGCACGGGCCUGAGCGCUGAGAGACCUACAUUCCAGUCAGUACCGUGCGCCUGUAGGCCGCAUCCUUCCCCUCCAGGGGCCACCAUUUCCUCCCAUAUAAAGGGGGGUGGGUGUCUGCAGGAGAGGACUGCAAACAUGGCUUCCAGCUCCAAAAUUCCAUCAACCGUGGGACCAGAAAUAAGAGACAGCGUUCUUGCCCUUUGGGGAAUUUACAGGCUUCGUGGGGAGAUGAGGUGUAUAAACAGAACAUGAAAACAAAUACAAAGCGGUGCAUCACUAAGGACUAAAUGCCACAGCAGGGAGGGGAGGGGCCUGACGUGCACAGUAAAGGUGGUGCUCCUGGCGCUUUAUGUUCUCCUUGUUUUUCCUUAUCUGUAGAAUACCACCAUUUUUUUUUAAGUUUUAUUUUUGUAUUUAUUUUUUACUUUUUUUUUUUUUUUUUCUUUUUGGCUGCGCUGUGUGGCUUGCGGGAUCUUAGUUCCCUGACCAGGGAUUGAACCCGUGCCCCCUGCAGUGGAAGCGCUGAGUCCUAACCACUGGACCGCCAGGGAAGUCCCCAGAACACCACCAUUUUAAUCACAUGUGUUGCUUCUCUCCCCUGGCAAUAUUUUACUGCAAAGAUGAAAGAAUUUUAUGGUGGAUACCUGCAUACCCGCCACUUAGAUUCCACCCCUAGCACAUGACUACGCUUGCUUUAUUGCGCUUCCACUCAUCACACACCUAGCCGUCUAGCCACGUACCGAUACAUUUUGGAUGUAUUUCCUAGUAAAUCACAGACCUUUGUUUCAUGCAUUUCAAGAAGCAGCAGUGUUCAUUCCUACCACACAUUUCCUGAAGGUCUACUCUGUGCUGGACGUCUUUUCACCUGGACUGGAGGAGUCCCUUCCGAGAAGGGAAUUCUUCUUUCAGAAAGUAAAAGCUUUCAUUGAUUUUAUUGUAUGCCCAUGUUCUUGCUUGGUUGGGGGUCCUGGAAGUGCCAAAGAGAUAUAGGAUAAUGAGUAUGUGCUGGAGGUCAAUCCUGGGAGGCUUCUGGAAGAGAAGAGCUGAGCCAGAACUCAAAGGUGAAAGCGGCAUGGCUCAGUCCUGCCUUGAGGCCUGGUGGGCUGCUUCCUCUGCUAAGAGCGUCCUCCCUGCCUCUAUGCCUCUGUGUGCCCCACCUCCCCGAACCUCACCCAACCUGAACCUAGGGACGCCUCUGUUACUCUCUCAUGGCAUGCUGAUACCGGUCUUCACAGUGCUGUGACAAGCUGUAAUUAUAUACUUACCUGUUUCAUGUCCAUUCUCCCCCUAGACUAAGAGGUUCCAGAGGAGGGGUCGAGGCCGGGUACACUUGUCUGGCAACUAGUAGAGGGGAGCCUAUUGGCCUGAGCGGACUUGGGAAAGGCCUUGGAAUGAGGGUGAGCAAGGACCUGUCACCUGGGCCAGAGAGGGAGAGCCAGGCGAGGGCAUGAGAGAGAGAGGGCAGUUUCUGCAGUUGUGCAAGAACAGGGAGAGGAGUCUGGGCGGGACCCUCACAGCCAUCUUUUAUUGGGUGUUCACUCUGGGCUAAGCACUUACAGACAUGAUUCAUUCACCCUCACGACCUCCCUCGAGGUAGGUCCCACGUUUACCCCCUUAGACAUGGUGAAGCCGAGGCUCAGAGAAGGGAGAGAGUUGGGGAGGCCACCCAGCUAGUAAGCACUGAUGGCCAGCUCCUCGUCCAGAGCAACUACCUGCUGGGGACCUCUGCUGGAGGGGCGGCAAGCUUCCCCCGUGACCCUGGGGUGGGGAAGGGGCUACUUCAAAAUAAGUCCCCUUUACCAAGUUCAAUCUGACCCCUUUACCUGGGUCAGAUUCUGACAGCUCCAUUUUUUUUUUAAACCAUUUUAAUUAAUUAAUUUAUUUAUUUUUGGCUGUGUUGGGUCUUUGUUGCUGCUCACGGGCUUUCUCUAGUUGCGGCGAGCAGUGGCUACUCUUCGCUGCGGUGCGCGGGCUUCUCAUUGCGGUGGCUUCUCUUAUUGCAGAGCAUGGGCUCCAGGCGCGUGGGCUUCAGUAGUUGUGGCACGUGGGCUCAGUAGUUGUGGCUUGCGGGCUAUAGAGCGCAGGCUCAGUAGUUGUGGCGCACGGGCUUAGUUGCUCCACGGCGUGUGGGAUCUUCCUGGACCAGGGCUCAAACCCACGUGCCCUGCAAUGGCAGGCGGAUUCUUAACCACUGCGCCACCAGGGAAGCCCUGACAGCUCCAUUUUACCAUGAUCUUGUAUAUGAUUUUGUAUGUUUGUUUAACAGCUCUAGGCCUCAGUUACCUUAUCUGUAACAUGGGAAUAAUAUUUAUCUCUCGAGGUUAUAGUGAGGACUACAUGAGAUCAUGCAUGUGAAAGCACCUAGUCUUCUGUUUGGUUCACAACAGGUAUUUAAUAAAUAUGCCUUAAGACUGAUUUGAGGUGACCCCUCAGGUCCAGGGAUGUCUGAGGGUAGUGUUUCCCAGAAGGUAGAACAUGGGACUGCUGGUGGCAUGGGAGAAUUUAGGUGGUUCGUGAGGAUGGCUUUGAAUAAGUCUGAAUCACACAGUGAGAAAUUUACUCUUUUCUUAAUUCUCUUUGAAGCUUUCUGAUUAGGUAAAGAGGAAGACUCCAUUUCUGUGCUGGUGUGCCUGGAACACCUCUCUCAUACUUGCUAAUCUCCCUUUUUAACAAAGAGGGUACAGGAGCUGCCGCCAGCUAUAAUGUAAUACGAUUGUUUGCUUCUCACUUUGUUUUUCUGGUUCUUUCUAUAUAUGGGCCAGUGAGCCUGGCUUUCCACUUAAGAGUGGUGAUAUAAAGUAUUCUCUUAAAAUAUACUUAAGAAAGUAAGCUGGCUUAAAGAAAAAUAUUAGUAACAGAGAAGGGAGAGGGCAGCUCUACACCAUGGUGAGGGUGUCCCGCGAAGGAAGUGUGGGAAGGAGUCCUGGAGUCAGUGAGCACACACACCACCUCCUGCCCUGUGGUCCUGCCCCGCGGGAAUGGGAAGCAGCAGGCUCAGGGGGCUGGGAUGUCCAUCACCAACCCCGGAGGCCCCAGAUUUCCUCCUGCUCUCUGCCCCUUACAUGGCCCCGGAGCAAAAUCCAAACUAAUUCUGUCCAGGGAAGAAUGAGGGCUUCGAAAAGCAGGGGAAGGUCUGAGACACGGAGAUGACAGAAUACGCUGGAAGCCAGGCUCAGGAAUGAGACAGGCUGGGCUUAGCUUUGCCUCUACCGCAUACUCACCAUGUCCCCUCUGAGCCCCAAGUUCUCUGUCCCUAAAUGUGGUGUGUGCUUCUCCACUCCCAGGAACCCCAGGUCCUCCCACUUGGCACUGCCUUGGGUCACUGGGACUCAUCGCCGAGUCAUCCCAUGGACAGGCAACAGGCUCUGGAGUCAGGGAGGCCACGGGCCCCGGGGUGGGGGAUGCUCUCGCCCGUGGGGCUGAGGAAGCGGCCCAUGCUCUUGGAAACACUGGGAGUGAGGCUGGCAGACAGGCUGAGAAUAAGACCGAUUCUCCCAGGGCUGUCUGAGCCUUAAAGUGCCUAGUCCGGUGCUGGGCACAUAGAAAGCCCUGGAUAAACUGCAGCUACAACGAUGAUGAUGAUUUUUAUUGUUAUUACCCCCACCACUAUUAUCAUCAUUAAAGAGUCAGCGAUGGGGUAAUAAGGAGCUAGGAAGGAGCAGCGGAGGACAGACAGGGAUUGUGUUUACAUCGUGAGAGGUGAUGGGUGUUACAAGUUGGGGUGAAGGUGUUGGGGUGGAGAGAGAGACUGACGGAGAGACGCUGAGAAAGGCGGAUAGAAACCGGCCCCUCCUAACUCGGCGAUGAGUCCCAGCGAUACAAGGCAGUGCCAAGUGGGAGGGCCUGGGGUUCCUGGGAGUGGAGAAGCAGCCUCGCUCGCUGAGCAGCGAUGAGACCUCGGGAGGCUGCCCGAGUUCUGCAUCCUGAGCUGGGCCCAGGGGAGAGGGCCACUGGCUGACCCGGGGCUCCUGCCCCUGUGCUGACCCCUCCUCCCUUGCCAGUGCCACUCUGGCCCCUCUGGGAGGGGCUGGGGGCAGCAGUGGGGUGCGCUGGUGUAGUCCCAGCCCUCGCGGCAGGCCGUGAGCUCACACACGUGCCCCCACCAGGCCCGGUAAACAGGAUGGGUGCCUGGGUCAGCAGCUCCCUCCCUAGGUCUUCCUCGCCCCCUCAUUCCUUGGGGGUGGCCCGCCUGCCCAGCUCCCCAGCUCCACCCAGCUUUCUCAGCUCAGAGCAGCCGGGAUGCUAACUGAGGCGCCCCGAUGACCCCUCUCAGGGUCGUAGCCACUUCCUUCCCCGACAGAUGCCUGGCGUCCCCACUGAGGGCGGUCUCCCGGGUCCCAGGCUCUCUGUGGCUGGAAGGUGUGGAAGUGUGAGGCAGUCACCUUUAGAUGGCAGUAUAGGAGGGGAGAGAGAUGCGAGAGACAAAGGCCGAUGGAAACGGAGAGGAAGGCUGAGGAAGGGCACCUGCAGCGGCAGGUGGUGUCCUGCCAUUCUGGCGUCCCCGACCCAGGCUGGCUUACACCUAGGGUGGGUCCUAUCCCGCUGGGUUCCCUACCCUCGCCCCCCUGAUGAGGUCCUGCCUGAUUCCUCUCUCCUAAGUCCCCCCCCCCACCACCUCUAGGAGACACUACCAGCCUAUCACCUCAGAUGCGACCGCCUACCCUGCGCCCCAGACUCCUGGGGUUGGGAAAUGGGAACACUUUGGCACCGGUCUCAUCCCAUUUCCCCCUCCCUCCCUGAUGCACGGGCUCCCUCUCUGUUUCGACACAGGCUCUCAGGCUCACAAUUACAGCUCACCUAUGGGUGGCUGGGCCUGAGUCACUGUGGGGAGGGACUCUGGGCUGCCCAGCCCUGCCACCUUCUUCCAAGCUACAGUAUAAGGAGUAGCAGCGGGGACAAGGGCUGUGGGAAAACAGGGACAUCUGGGAAAAGAGAGAGAAGGCUGCAGACCUAGAGGAAGGGAGAACGAGAAGUCAGAAGGAAGGAGAGCAGGGAGGAGGGCACGCAGACGCAGGGAAAGAGAAAGGGCAAGCGAGUAAACUUGGGUGGGAAGAAGACACUCAGGAGAGAAGGAACGAGGCAGAGAUGAAGCUACAGGGGUGUCUGGCCUGCCUCCUGCUGGCCCUGUGCCUGGGCAGUGGGGAGACUGGCCUACUGCUGAGUGGAGGGGAGAACUCUGGAGCAGGGGCCAUGGAGACCACUGGACACGGGGCGGGAGAGGCCAUCAAGCACGGAGUCGGGGAGGCCACUGGCGGAGGGGAUGGAGAGGCAGCGGGUUCUGGAGUCAAGGAGACCAUGGGCCCCGGCGUGGGGGAUGCUCUCGCCCGUGGGGUUGAGAAAGCGGCCCAUGCUCUUGGAAACACUGGGAGUGAGGCUGGCAGACAGGCUGAGAAUGUCAUUCAGCACGGAGUGGACGCUGCCCACAGCUCCUCGCAGGGGAUGCCUGGCGGCAACGGUGCUUUGGGAACCAAUGGGCAGCCUCCUUCUGGAGGCCAUGGCUCCUCUGGCUCUCCAGGCAAUCCUGGAGGUCCAGGGAUUCCCUGGGACCAGGUGUAUUCUGGAGGCUCAGGUGGCAGCUUUGGGACCAACUCUCAGGGAGGCUCCUGGGGCCACGAAGGCUAUGGAGGGGCAUUCAACCUAGGCACCAACACUCAGGCAGCUGUGGCCCAACCUCCUUAUGGCUCAAGGAGAAGCAGCGACAACCCAAAUGCAGAGGGAAGCAGCAGUGAUGGCAGGAACAGCGGUGGCAGCAUCAGUGGCGGCAGCAGCGGCGGCAGCAACAGCAGCAGCGGUGGCAGUUCUGAGCUCCACUGGAACUCUCAGCUGUUUCCUGGGCUCUUCGGCUUGGACACUUUCUGGAAGAAUUUAAAAUCCAAGCUGGGUUUCAUGAACUGGGACACCAUCAACAAGGACCAAGUCCCAGACCUCAGGACUCGCAUCUUCCUCUACUUCUGUCGACUCUGGGAGAAGUUCAAACAAAACACUCCUUUCUUGAACUGGAAAGCAAUUACUGAGAACUACGAUUAUAACCAGCAGACACACGCUACUGCCAGUGGGGGGCAGCACUCAGCCCAGAUCCCCACUAAGUGCGGAGUCACAGUUUCUUCCUCGGCUUCCCGGGCGCGACCUGACCUGCUGCAGUGGGUGAAGUUUUGGUAGAAAAUCACUUGCAACUGCGACUGAAGCCCUGAGAACCAUCAGUCAUCAAGGGACCUGACUGUGCCCCUCCCCCAGCUCUUGGUAUGGGUGCUAACACCUGCUUUUUCUAGGUUGGGUACCUAUCUGUCUAUCCCUUGUUUCCUCCCACCCACUGUGGUGUCUCCUUGACCGUCAGCCUCAGUGGAUACACCAGCCAUUGCUUCACCUGCUCCAUUUUGUGACCUGAAGUUACCGUGACAGAAAUUCAGGAGGCACGUCCUACUUUAGAGUUUCUCUGUGGAAAUAAAACAUGAGUCUUGUUUCCCUAA